GGGCAGUGGCCCACUUUGCAAAUUUACAAAACAGACGGAUAAAAUCAUCAUUUUGUCUCCUCUUUGUGAGCCAUUUUGUAGGGUCGUCGGGCUUUGCAGAGCGUCUCCAUGGUCAUAGUCAUAGAACAUUCCUGUUAAGCCUUUCUAGUUCUCGAAUGUUCACGCUCUUUCUCUAAUAACAAUUCGAAAUACGGAACGCAAUUUGAUGACCCGUCAUUGGUUGGAACAAAUGGAAUCAUCAAACUCCAGAAUUUUCGUGGUCCUUCCCCGCUCCCCACAAAUACCCCGCCCUGACUGAACCCUAACCUAGCGAGAAUCCACUCUCCUGGGCGAGAUACAUCAAGCAGAUAGAAUCCUCAAUCAACAGCUCCCCAUUCUCUCACUGAUACUCCUACCUCCGAGUCCGAAAAGUUUCUGAAUCUCUGAUGGAUCAGAUGUCAAUGCUCAAUCGCUUUCUCGCAUUCGAUCAGCCCUUGUUCUCCGAAGAAGAGGUUGCAUUGAGUAUGGACUGGAAGGAAACUCCCGACGCUCAUGUCUUCACGCUCGAUCUUCCAGGCUUCACUAAAGACCACGUCAAGCUUCAGAUCCACGGCGGCAAGGUACUGCAUGUGAGUACGGCCUCCGAACCGGGACCUGCGGAGGACGACGAAAAGGCGAUCUGGUGGCACUGCAAGGAGCGGACCCGAGGAAAUUUCUCUAGGCGAUUCCGGCUGCCGGAGGACGCGGUCUCCGAUCAGAUCAAGGCGUCGAUGCGCGACGGCGUACUGGUCAUCGCCGUUCCCAAAGACCGGCAGUACCAUAAGAAGAAGCACCACCAUCACGGACGUAAGUCCGUUGAUAUCUCCGGCGAGGACGGCUCCGGGUCUCCAUCUUCGCCUUCUAAGGGACUGGCUCGUUUCGUCUGUUGCAAAGCCUAGCACGGCAUUACAAUGAAUACGAGUCGCUCUUUUUCUGGUACAUUUUCCGCGCCAUGAAUGUGAGAUUGUGAAUUUAUAGAUCAAUUGGGCAUGUUGGUUUGUCGUGUGUUCAAAAUCCCCUUUUUCUUCUAAAUUUGGUCAGUUGAGUCGCUGCAUGCAUGUCAUCUUGUAAAAUAUAAGUGUGUUGCUGCUUUUGUUUCUCUUUUUCUAUCAAAAGAAUUAUGAAAUUGACUAAAUAUAAAUUUUGAGUUGGUGGGUGAGAGUAGUCA
Messenger RNA from Diospyros lotus (date-plum), 1186 nucleotides. RefSeq names its product 18.1 kDa class I heat shock protein-like. The transcript has a single exon. Gene Ontology annotation, biological process: protein complex oligomerization; protein folding; response to heat. Bases 426 to 917 code for a protein of 163 amino acids. Lineage: Eukaryota; Viridiplantae; Streptophyta; Magnoliopsida; Ericales; Ebenaceae. The record is from RefSeq and is a predicted model, not a curated record.